AUGGAUGCAGUCGAAGGCACAUUGCGACUCAAGCGAUUGCUGUCUCAAGAUGACGAGGCACCAGAAGAGGCUUUGAACGGCAAGAAGCGACGUACAAAGAAGGACUCAGCAACCCCCGCAGCUGAUGAGGCCAGAAUCCAGCAGCUGCUGACCCGCUGGGGGCUGCUACAGGACAAAGUGACAAGGCACGUUCUGGAGACCCUGACUCCGGACGAGCUGAAGUUGUUGGACGACUCCUACGUCCCCGAUAAGUUCAAUCAGAUGCGGGGCCCUGGGGAACUGAUCAUCUGCCAGAUUGCCGCCAUCAAAGAGCGAGUGGGCCCGGGUGGUGGAUCUGCCGAUUCAGUUCUGUCAUUCAGACACAGAUGGAAAAUGAACAUUGAUGAAGAGGCAAUGCUGCGGAAAAUCACUCACAAAGAGCUGCGGUACGUCAUGCAGGAGUUCAAUGGUGAUAUAUCGCUUGAGGACUUCCUCCCACAGGCUAGUGCCUCCGUGGCUGACGAAUCCGUCACAGAAGGCACUCUGCCAGAUGAGCCAGGAGUACAUGUGAUCUCGCGGUUCAACCGACUUGAGCUCAUUGAUCCCUUGGCAGAUGCUGCAGUGUUUGGGGACGCUAACCUGAGCUUCGCCCUGAUGUUGGCAAAGCACAGAGAGGCACUGGGCCAUGUGGGAAGAGUCAUUGCAACUACCUUUGAGACCCUCGAAUGCCUUCGAGAACGCUACCAGGAAAUCGAUUCUACAAUCAAGACGCUGGAAGACCUCUGCUCAGAGGUCUACCAUGGUGUGGACUGCACUCGGAUUGCAGUUGACAGCCGGUUCCAUGGCAUGGAGGGCAGCCUGGGUGCAGUGUACUACAACUUUCCUCACGCGGGUGCCGUCAGCGGCUUCUUCGACGGUCAUCCAUGCGUCAACUGGCGCCAUGAGAACCUCAUGAGACUCUUCUUCAGAGCUCUGCGCUCCUUCAUGAAGCCCGGAGGUCUGGUCAAGGUCUCCUCAAGCAAAGGUGCUGUUGGAGUGAGAUGGUUCUACAUCACGGAGUCAGCACAGGAGAACGAGUUCAUUCACAUUGAGACGAUGCCCUUCAGGGAAUGGCACCUGCAUCGCUAUGGUCGCUCCUAUGGGGACAAGCGCGAUGUGCACCGUCGGCCUGGACAGGGCGAGGGCUACAACGUGCAGCGGGCCGAGGCUGACAUGGUCUAUACCUUCAAGUAUGUGGCUCGGCGCCUUCAGGUGAAUCGUCCCGGCCUUGGCGAGCUCUGUUAUCGGCCGGUCGUGCGCAGUACCCGUGCUUCUGAUGCUUUCGUUACCUUCCGGAGGCUUUACAAGCGCUUUGUGACGGAGUGCUCGGGCACCCACGCCUGCUGGGGAUUCUCCUGCUUUGUGGCGCCCAAGAGCCAGCCCGUGGUGGAGCAGCCGCAGUUGCGCGGACAGGCGCCCGUGGAAGCAGCUCUUCUGGGAGCUGCCGUCGCUGCCGUGCCCCAGGUUGCUCUGGCAGGCAACUCAGGCUACGCUCUGCUCCAGCUUGGAUGGGCCGUCUUCAUCAUUAGCUUGGGACCUGCGGUGCUGUUCUGGGUCUACUUCAACAAGCCUGAGCUGCUGUGA
Symbiodinium sp. CCMP2592 is the source of this 1602-nucleotide messenger RNA. The record is from the annotation of a GenBank genome assembly. NCBI's taxonomy places the organism in Eukaryota, Dinophyceae, Suessiales, Symbiodiniaceae.